AUGCCGUGGGUUACAGGGGUUUCUGGGUUGGUGGAGGAUUUGAGAGGAUGGGAUGCUACACGUCGCAUUGCCUGGCUAGGCAUUCGUGUUUGCUUGAGUCCUAAAGAGUCAGAUAUCCGCCACCUCCUCCUGCGUGUCUCGUAUGACAUGCUGGAUAGUUCUAUUGUGGAACGUAUUCUCACCAUCACUCCUCGCAUGAGUCUUGUGAUGCUUCCUCUGUUUGAUCCCGCAUGCUGCAUGUUUCCCGCACCAUGGCUGCACUCCUUUCUCACUUUUCCUGAGAAAGCACGCUUCCUUCAAUGUGGGUGCCUUGCCUGCCUUGUCGGUCUUGAGAAUGAUGACUUGUGCCGUCUCAGUAAGACAGUUAUUGAGCCGCUGUCUGAGGCUGUGCGAGAGUGGGAUGCUAUAGGCUUUUGCACAGACUGUGGCCGUUACAGGCUUUGCAUCUGUGAUCGUCUGACUGGUUUCAACGAGGUCGAAGAGGAGUAG
Messenger RNA from Phanerochaete carnosa HHB-10118-sp, 489 nucleotides. RefSeq lists its product as uncharacterized. NCBI's taxonomy places the organism in Eukaryota, Fungi, Basidiomycota, Agaricomycetes, Polyporales, Phanerochaetaceae. The record is from RefSeq and is a predicted model, not a curated record. The coding region runs from base 1 to 489 and encodes 162 amino acids. The transcript has 3 exons.